UAUUCCACAAGGUCCACAAGCAUGGAGGACAAGUUGGUUCUUUAUUCUAUGAUGUGUCUUUUGGCGCCCAAUUUGGUGUGCCGGGUAUUUCUGCUUUCUGCAACACCAAUGCUCCCUACCUCCUGUGGCGAAUGACAAGCGAUGAGCUGGCAGUCUUGGACAGCCUGCUAUUACAGGACGAGUGCCUGGCCAUCCCGAUUGCACUGACGUCACUUCUCGUGGAAACAGCGCGUGAAGGCCACCAGCAUUGAGGCAUUCCAGCUGUCAAGCAACUGCGGCUGGUGCAGUCAUAUCACGGAUUCUGCCACUGCUGUAACUCCUGCGCCUAUGAGACACAUAAACAGGAUCUGAAGCACGCACCACGGACCAUACAGGCCAGCGUCCAUUUGAAUGCUAUUUGUGUCCUUGGAGCUGGUUGCGAACAUUCAAACUGAAAAGCACCUGCAACCCACACAGCCAAGAGGCCAUUUGAGGGUUCUUUAUGCUCUUGGAGCUUUUCGCAAAACGCCAGUCUCAAGCAACACCUGCACAUCUACAUAGGUGAGAUGCCAUUUCAUUGCCCGUUAUGCUCUUGGAGCUUCUCAAGAAAGUGCACACUGAAGGGUCACAUGCGCAUCCACACUGGCGAGAGGCCAUUUCCGUGCCCAGCAUGCCCUCAGAACUUUAAACAAAAAAGUCAUCUGACCCGACACUUACGCACCCACACAGGCGAAAGGCCAUUUCAGUGCCCUUCAUGCCCUCAGUGCUUCUCGGACAAGUCUACACUGAAGAAUCACGUGUACAUCCACACAGGCGAGCGGCCAUUUCAGUGUCCUUCAUGCCCUCAGUGCUUCUCGGACAACUCUACACUGAAGAGUCACGUGCGCGUCCACACAGGCGAGAGACCAUUUCAUUGCCCUGCAUGCCCUUGGAGCUUCUCGGACAGGUCCACGCUGAAGAAUCACGUGCGCAUCCACACAGGAGAGAGGCCAUUUCAGUGCCCUGCAUGCCCUUACAGCUGCUCACGAAAAAGUCAUCUGAACCAACACCUACGCACCCACACAGGCGAAAGGCCAUUUCAAUGCCCGUCGUGCCCUCGGAGCUUCUCACUCAAGACCACACUGAAGAAACAUGUGCGCAUCCACACAGGCGAGAGGCCAUUUCAGUGCCCUGCAUGUCCUCAUAGCUGCUUACAAAGGAGUCACCUGAAACAACACCUGCGCACGCACACAGGCGAAAAGCCAUUUCAGUGCCCUCUGUGUCCUUGGUGCUUCUCAAGCAAGUCCACAUUGAAGGAUCACGUGCGCAUCCACACAGGCGACAGGCCAUUUCAUUGCCCUGCAUGCUCUCAGAGCUUCUCACAAAAGAGUAUUUUGAACCGACAUCUGCGCACCCACACAGGCGAUAUGCCACUUCAGCGCCUUUCGUGCCCUUGAAGCUUCUCGCAAAAGUCUGCACUAAAGGUUCACUUGCACAUCUAGCAAUGUGAGAGGCUGUUUUACUGCCCUUCGUGUUGGACCUUUUUGUAAAAGUCCACAUUGAACAAUCACGUGCUUAUACACACAGGCGAGAGGUCAUUUCAAUGCGGUGCAUGCCCUCAAAGCUUCUCACAAAAGAGUCUCCUGAACCAACACAUGCUCACCCACAGAGGCGAGAUGCCAUCUAAGCACCCUUCAUGUCCUCAAAGGUUCUCUUGAAAGUCCUCACUGUAGGUUCGCCUGCGCAUCCAAAAUGUAAGAGGCUGUUUCAGUGCGUUUCAUACUUAAAAAAAAAGCUCUGUACAGGUCCCCAAGCCAGUGCACAUAAGAAAUCGUUGAAGCAUAAAAAAUUCGAUGUUCAGAGGGUUCACUUGUAAAAGUCAUGUCGAGGCAUCUUUUGCCAAAAGAAUUGACUUUCCUGAGUUCACUUGUCACAGUAGCGCUGAGUAGUGAAACUUCUCAUUAUUUCCUCAAUUUCAUGUUUUACUUAGCUUUUUCAUGGAACACCAAGUGUAUACCGUAUUUACUCGAAUCUAGGCCGACUCCGAUUCUAAGCCGACCCCCCAAAAGUUCGAAGUCACAAAAAAAAAAAAAACUUACCUCGAAUGUAGGCCGAACGAAAAAGCGAGGACAGCAUUCGCAAAAUGAAACAGCAUUUAUUAAAUUUGAACAUGCCGAGCUCAUUCUAUGUCACCAUCGCUGCUAGCCUCGUCGCUAUCUUCCUUACUGCUGACAUCUUCAAACAGUGCGCUAUGUUCAGUACCAGCCAGCGCAUUAGAGAUGCUGCAUUUUUGGAAGGAGCGCACGUUGCGGCGCACUCAAAAACCAUCUCCCGUGGCCCCCUCCAACGAUAGACCGAUGCCGAAGUUCCGCCCGGCUUGAACGUUUGACGAUGCCUCUGCAGCUAGCACAACUACCGUAUUUACUCGAUUCUCACGAUUCCUCUAUUGUAACGCGCACCCGUUUUCCAUGAGGAAAAAAAAGUCCUUUACCAGUAGCGCGCACCUCAUGCUUUCAAACAGAAAUACAACUUUCUGUCAUUUGGAAAAAUAGAUUUCCUCCCGAUGCACUGAAGUUACAAUGAAUAAAAAAAAGUCGCAGUUUCGCCCGAAAGGCGGUGCAUCGAAUGCGAUAGCAAAUUAGUAGACCGCUAUUAACAAGCACGGCGUCACGCGCGCACAAGCAAACAUGAACACAUCUCGCUCGUUGACCGCGGAAACGAACUGUCAGAACGCUGGAGACGAAGCGCGCCUUCGUGCUAGCAUGCCUCUCGCUUCAACGCGGCGAAAACACGGCACGCGGCGGACUUUACCCGUCGCAGAUUGCUUUCAAGAUAGGGCCAAGGCGAUCGUAUCGCCGGAGUGGAUCGUCGCAGAUUACGUCCUGCUUCGGUCCACUGAAACCGUUCCGCAUUGCUUUGCUGGCGAAAAUCCUCUCCUUCUGUUUGCGCCAGUCCAGCUCGCAAGUUUCGGAUUCUCCGAACGCCCGUGAUGCGGCCCGAUUUCCGUCCGUCUCCGCACAGAUGAUCUUUCCUUUUAAAUGCGGCAUCAUGAUGAACUCGGUACUUCAUGCUGCUAGAUAGAGCAGACGCUGGGAACGUGAAGACAGACGGUAGACUAUUGCCUAAGCACGUGUACUGCAGCACACGGAGGAAGCUUCCGCAUGCUACGGUAGCUAGGCUCGACGCGCGUGCGAGGCGCCCAUUUUGAAAUGCCGACGCAGAUUUAGGGUCGUGUUGAAAGUGCGCGUUAGAUUCGAGUAAAUACAGUAUUCGUUUAGAAAGCGGCACUAUAGUGGCAUCGCCCAUUUGGUGCCAUUACGUUAACGCCACACCGCGCGCCGAUGCUGCACCAUACCGAUACUACCGAUACGACGUAGGUCAAAAUGGCGACGUCACUCAUGUACUUCAGUUGGCUACUGGCGCGGCUAGUAGCGGCUGCGAUACUGACUUUUCUAGAUGGCGCUAACUAUGCACCAUAUUUAUCAGUUUCAAUGAAAAACUGGCGCGUUUUUUUAAAUCCUCGAAUCUAAGCCGACCCUAGAGUUUCGUAUGUGAUUAUUUGAAAAAAACUAUCGGCCUAGAUUCGAAUAAAUACGGUAUAUAUAUGUGUUAUUUUUCUUAAUAAAAUACUUCAAAGUUAGCGUUUGUCUGUCUGGUUCCUUGUCCUUUGUGUCAAUUUCGACCUCAACGCUACUCAUGGA
This is a messenger RNA of Dermacentor silvarum, 3659 nucleotides long. Its product is annotated as zinc finger protein 135-like. Lineage: Eukaryota; Metazoa; Arthropoda; Arachnida; Ixodida; Ixodidae. Gene Ontology annotation, biological process: regulation of transcription by RNA polymerase II. Bases 546 to 1415 code for a protein of 289 amino acids. The record is from RefSeq and is a predicted model, not a curated record. The transcript is spliced from 3 exons. Gene Ontology annotation, molecular function: DNA-binding transcription factor activity, RNA polymerase II-specific; RNA polymerase II cis-regulatory region sequence-specific DNA binding. Gene Ontology annotation, cellular component: nucleus.